AUGGACCACUUGGCCCCUUCUUCUGGGGUCAAUUGGUACAAUUAUAAUCCUUAUGGGGAGAUGUUAGGAGGACCCCAGCUCCCCCCUGUGGAGUUGGGAGGGUUAGACGUUGGUCGGCAUUUAGUGCCCCAAGUGUACGCGACCGCCGCGCCCCAAGUGACCUUGAGUAAUGGAAUGCAUUACGUACAAGAUGGCCAAGAUUUCAGUGUCUCAGAAGCAGUUCCUGUUCAGUACCAAGAGCCACUUUCUCCCCUGACGGAAACGAAAGCGGCAAACCGAGUUCAUGCCACGUUUGGCGAGAAAAUUGCUUGUCAGGAGUGUGGAGCAACCUUUGCAUGCGGUGCCAACUUGAGGAAUCACCUGAGGAUACACACGGGGGAAAGACCGUUUGUGUGCGAGGAAUGUGGGGCUUCAUUUACUCAGAGUUCCAACCUGAGGACACACAAACGAGUGCACACAGGGGAACGCCCAUACAUGUGUGGCAUCUGUGGGCAGACGUUUGCACGAUCGUCACACCUGCCAGGUCACAUGCGCACUCACACCGGCGAAAAGCCGUUCAGUUGUCACCUCUGCGGUCGAUCUUUUGCUACCAAUCAGAUCAUGAAGAACCACUUGAGAACCCACACGGGGGAACGGCCGUUUGUCUGCGACGUGUGCGAAGCCACCUUUGCUCAGAGCUCGUGUUUAGCCACUCACAAGAAAAUUCACACCGGAGAACGCAAUUACAAGUGUAGCGAGUGUGGCAAGGCAUUCAUCUCGAGAUCGGGCUUGCAGACGCACGAACGAGUCCACACCGGAGAGAAGCCGUUCACUUGCGAGAGGUGCGACAAGUCGUUCAAAACGUCCUCGUAUCUUUCAAAGCACAAACAGAAGUACUGUUGCAAUAAUGGUUACAAGAGUAAAGUUGACCAUGCAAAUGUCAAGAAGGCCGCAAAGAAAUGCUCAGACGGCCAAAAGGUGGGAGGAGGUACUGCCACGCAGUCAAAAGCAGCUACCAAGUUUUCAAAACGACUCCUCUCAAAGAGACUGAGACGCUCACACAGAGUCAAGACUGGCGAAGCGAGUGCCGAAAUGGCAGAUGGUGGAACCCUCGUUAUUGACGAGAAUAGUUCCAUGCUCUCAACGGAAAAAGAGUCGGGAGUGAAGACUGAGACAGUUGAAGUAUUUGAGUACAACUUAUCCCCUGCAAGUAAUGGAUUGGAAUCUUCUUCAUGUCAAGAUUGUGGACUACAAGAAAAUCAAGAUCCACUCAGCAAGUCGUGCAAAAAGGAGAGAUUCUUUUCGGACAAAGGCUGUAGCAACAAUUUAUGCAACUUGACGCUUGCUGACCAGUGCCAAAUGGUAACCCAGACCUCCUACGAAGUUCCGAGUAAACACGGUGUUGAAGUUGAGGGUCAGGUUUGUGACCUGCAAGAGGAAUUCUUAGAUUCAUCUCAGUACAAAGCUAAUGAGAAUUUGGAGUCCACCUCCCUUGUUACAGACGAGAAGGACCAGAGUUCGUACUUGGAAAAAAACGUACUGGAAGGUCAAUGGGAUUCCAAGAAUGCAUUCUAA
This is a messenger RNA of Macrobrachium nipponense, 1554 nucleotides long. Its product is annotated as zinc finger protein 679-like. The record is from RefSeq and is a predicted model, not a curated record. The transcript has a single exon. The coding region runs from base 1 to 1554 and encodes 517 amino acids. NCBI's taxonomy places the organism in Eukaryota, Metazoa, Arthropoda, Malacostraca, Decapoda, Palaemonidae. Gene Ontology annotation, biological process: regulation of transcription by RNA polymerase II. Gene Ontology annotation, molecular function: DNA-binding transcription repressor activity, RNA polymerase II-specific; RNA polymerase II cis-regulatory region sequence-specific DNA binding. Gene Ontology annotation, cellular component: nucleoplasm.